AAUAUUCUUUUCUCUAAGCUCUAAAUAGUUGUAGCUAUUAUUUAUCUUUCUUCAAUUUGUCUACUUUAAGAUCUCUGGUAGUCGGUUGAUUGAAGAACAGUGACUACUUUUGGACAUUUGACAAUUGACGUUAAAGGGGGGAUAAUGUCAAAAAACAAAGCUUGAGUUGUGUUGUGUUGGGGGUAUACCUAUGCCAACUUUCCUCUUCCCUUGAAGCCCACGAGCUGGUUUUACAUCUUUUAACGUAAAGAAAAAGAAAGAAAGAGAGCCUCCUUAAUUUACAAAAGCUAACUGGUUUCUUGAGUGAGUGAAAGUUGAGCAACUUAAGAAAAAAGGAGAAAGAAACGCUGGUCAAAAGCCAACAAAGUCUCAUCUUUCCUUAGCCGUAUUUGUGGGUUUUAUGCAAAAGCAUAUUUCAGACCUCUGCUAAGUUUCAGGCUGGUGUUUUUCAUCAGCAAAAUGAUCACUUUCUGCAUUGUGGGUAGUUCCUUGAAGUCCCAGUACACUUGAAAAUGCAAGAAGACAAGUUUAGUUUUGGAGUGUAAUCAAGGGUCUCUAAGAACCCCCAUUUGUUCUUUCUCUUCUCUCAAAUUGUGUGUAGUGCACUCUGCUGGUUCAUCUUCCUCAGUAACCCCCUGGUGUUCCCCUUGUUUAUUUCUUUUAGAGCCUAAUUGUGAUGGGGUUUCAACUUCAAGGCAGUGGAGAAAGUGAAAUGUUGGGGGUGAAAGUGACAUCUUCAAGGCAUAAGCGUUCCAAGAGCAGCUUUUCUGUUAAGCAAAGAGUUGAAGAAGAUGGGUUGGAUGAUUCUCUUGAAGAAUCAAAUCGUAUAAAGCUGGAUAUGAGGCACCUGAAGAACUCUGUCAAAACCCCGAAGAAGCAAUCUUCCACCCCCCACACUGAGGUGCAAAGCUCUUUGAAGCAAGAGAUCUUGCAGCUUGAGAAAAGAUUACAAGAUCAAUUUGAGAUUCGCCGUGCAGUAGAAACAGCACUGGGUUAUCAAAUUUCCUCCCAUGAGCAUACAAAUGAAACACCAGUCUCCAUAUCUAAGGCAACUACGGAGCUAAUCAAGGAAAUUGCUGUUUUAGAAUUGGAAGUUGUAUAUUUGGAACAAUACCUUCUCUCCUUGUAUAGGAAAGCCUUUGAUCAACAAGUGUCUUCUAUUUCGCCUGCUAAAAGGGAUGAAAGGUUAAAAACACCUAUACAUACCCCUAGUGUAAGGGAUGAAAGGUUGAAAACACCAGUAACUACACCAAGUAAAAAGGAUGAAAGGUUAAAAACACCUGUGCAUACUCCAAGUGGGCGAUUUUUGGAAGUUCCAAGACUUGAUGAUGAUGCAUCAAAAGUUGAUAAUUCAGCUGUGCGGUCUGGUUACAAUGAGAAUUCGUGGAAGGAGCCUAUUGACAUUGUAGGAGAAAAACUAUUAGAUUCCGGUGUUAACCGCUGUUAUUCCACACUGUCACAGCGUUCGAAGUUUCCGAGUUGGACAUCUCCUCUGGAUGAGACUUUGGCUGAUAAAGCCGUGCGUGCCUGCCACUCACAACCUUUGUCCAUGAUGGAGUAUGCUCAGAAUGCGUCGAAUAUAAUCAGUCUGGCCGAGCAUCUUGGCACUUGCAUUUCUGAUCAUGCUCCAGACACACCAAACAAGCUUUCUGAGGAUAUGAUCAAGUGUAUGUCUGUUAUAUAUUGCAAGCUUACAGACCCACCUUUGAUCCAAAACAGCUUUUCAUCUCCCAUUUCAUCCGUGUCAUCAGCCAGUGCUUUUUCUCCACAAGAGCAGCAUGACAUGUGGAGUCCAGGGUUGAGAAAUAAUUCAUCAUUUGAUGUACGGUUAGAUAACCCUUUCCAUGUUGAAGGACUUAAAGAGUUUAGCGGACCAUAUAGCACAAUGCUUGAAGUGCCAUGGAUUUUCAGAGAUAGUGAAAAACUGGCCGAGGUGGAGAACUUGCUACAAAAUUUCAGGUCUCUUAUCUGCAAACUGGAAGAAGUUGAUCCAAGGAAGUUGAGACAUGAAGAGAAGCUGGCAUUCUGGAUAAACAUACACAAUUCGCUAGUGAUGCAUGCAUUUUUGGCUUAUGGUAUUCCACAAAAUAAUGUGAAAAGAUUCUUUCUACUGUUGAGAGCUGCAUAUAACAUUGGGGGUCACACCAUUAGUGCAGAUACGAUACAGAGUUCCAUCCUUGGAUGUCGUAUGCCUCGUCCUGGACAGUGGCUUCGGUUAUUAAUUUCUGCAAGGACAAAGUUUAAAGCUGGAGACAGAAGGCAGGCAUAUGCUAUUGAACAUCCAGAACCACUUUUGCACUUUGCACUCGGUUCAGGAAACCAUUCCGAUCCUGCGGUCCGUGCCUACACCCCAAAGAAUGUAAUUCAAGAGCUGGAAACUGCAAAACAGGAAUACAUCAGAGCUACGUUUGGUGUCCGCAAAGACCUGAAAAUUCUGUUACCAAAGCUCUUGGAAUCAUUUGCAAAGGAUUCGAGUUUAUGUCAAGCUGGUAUUAUCGAAAUGGUCCGACAAUCUUUGCCUGAGUCGCUUCGUAGGAGCAUUAGAAAAUGCCAGGUAGGCAAAUCCCGCAAGAGCAUAGAAUGGAGUCCUCACGAUUUUACCUUCAGGUAUCUAAUAUCUAAAGAACUAGUAAAAUGAUUGGCUGUAUGCAUCAAUGGCAUGGUGCUUGGGCCUUCCAUUUUGUAAGAUUUCACAUUUUUCCUUGUACAAAGUGGAAAUGGUAGGGUAUAUUUUGUAAUGUAAUUGUUAUUAUGCUAUGUAAUGAAUGUGCAUUAAGGCUUGUAUAUGGUUAUGAUGUGAGCACUUCUUUGCAAAUCA
Molecule: messenger RNA, 2818 nt
Organism: Gossypium raimondii (Peruvian cotton)
Lineage: Eukaryota; Viridiplantae; Streptophyta; Magnoliopsida; Malvales; Malvaceae
Exons: 12
Coding region: 677-2638 (653 amino acids)
Source: RefSeq, a predicted model, not a curated record